Malania oleifera is the source of this 3745-nucleotide messenger RNA. Its product is annotated as receptor-like protein kinase 7. Gene Ontology annotation, molecular function: protein binding; ATP binding; protein kinase activity. NCBI's taxonomy places the organism in Eukaryota, Viridiplantae, Streptophyta, Magnoliopsida, Santalales, Ximeniaceae. The transcript is spliced from 2 exons. Gene Ontology annotation, biological process: protein phosphorylation. The coding region runs from base 565 to 3483 and encodes 972 amino acids. The record is from RefSeq and is a predicted model, not a curated record. Gene Ontology annotation, cellular component: plasma membrane.
GGCAGCCUUGUCUAUGGGGACUGUCCCUGGUGCAUUAUUGUACAAAUCAUAAAGACAAUGAACAUAAAAAAAAAUAAUGAGACCCAUGCCUCUAAUCAUGUCACUUAACUUAUUUCAUGAUCUGUAGACUGUAAUAUAAUAUAGCUUAACCUUUUGCCUAAAAAUUUCACCUGGUGAGGAUUCGCUUCCCCCCAACAGCAGCAGCAAACAGAGCUGUCUUCAUGCAUUUCAUUUUCUGGUUUUGGUGUUUUGGGUCUGCAGUGAGUCACUGUUUUUAGCAAUUUGAAGAAUUUAUGGGUCAGAAAUAGAAACAAAAACAGUUAAGAGGUAGCAUACUAGCAUGGCGUAGAAAAUUAAAGACUCAAAACAGGGCAACAGAAGUACGGUGACAUUUUACUGCAACUUUGCGUCUCAAGAUUGGCCUUCUUCAGGGUCAACAUGCAGUCCAACCAUGCGCGCUGAGCUUAAAGCUUCUACACACCGCCAACCUUCUGUUUCAUUCUCGUAGCCUUAUUCUCAGAAGACCCAGAAAAGAAAUUAGCCAAGAAGCUUUCACCGGUCGGCAUGUGGAUUCGCCGGCGGGAGAAUCUCCUGAGAUUAGUCUUCCUCUGUUCCCUCUGCUUCCUCUGCCUGAUUUAUCCUGUUAAACCCGACGAGCUUCAGAUUCUCCUCGAGUUCAAGUCCGCGUUUGACAAAUCAAGCUCCAAUGUUUUUGGUUCAUGGGAACAACACAUCCUUUCUUGCAAUUUCACCGGAAUAGUCUGCAACUCCGACGGGCUCGUAAGGGAGAUCAAUCUUCCGGGAGAGGAACUGGUCGGAGUUGUUCCUUUCGACUCAAUAUGUGGGCUCAAAUCGUUGGAGAAAAUCUCUCUUGAGUCGAAUUCUCUGAACGGUAGCAUCACCGAAGGCUUAAGAAACUGUACGAGGCUGCAGUACUUGGAUUUGAGUAAGAAUUUUAUUUCUGGAGAAGUGCCGGAUUUGUCUACUUUGCGUGAUUUGAAGUUCUUGAAUCUAAAUGGAAGUGCAUUUUCCGGAAUUUUUCCUUGGAAAUCACUGCAAAAUCUUACCAAUCUUACUUUCUUGAGCCUUGGAGACAACCCAUUUGAUUGGAGUCCAUUUCCUCUGGAAGUGCUAAAGCUUGAGAAACUGUCGUGGCUGUAUCUUACAAACUGCAGCCUAGAGGGACAAAUCCCGGAAGGGAUUGGAAAUCUUACAAAGCUAAAAAAUCUUGAGCUCUCUGACAACCAACUGUUCGGUGAAAUUCCUAUGGGGAUUACCAAACUUGUGAAUUUAUGGCAGCUUGAGCUCUACAACAACCAAUUAACGGGAAAGCUUCCAACGGGAUUUGGAAACCUCACGAGCCUCGUGAACUUUGAUGCUUCACAGAAUCGCCUCGAAGGCGAUCUAUCCGAGCUAAAGCUCUUGAGAAACCUUUCUUCUUUGCAACUAUUCGAAAACCAGUUAUCCGGAAAGAUUCCUGAGGAGUUUGGGGAGUUUGAGAACCUGGUGGAGCUCUCACUUUACACCAACAAGCUCUCUGGUUCUCUCCCGAGAAAGCUCGGUUCCUGGGCGAACUUCAUGUUUAUUGACAUUUCUGAGAACUUCCUCACUGGCUCUAUACCACCGGAUAUGUGCAAGAACGGUCAAAUGACUGAUCUUCUCUUGCUCCAGAACAAACUCACUGGAGGAAUUCCUGCAACAUACUCGAACUGUUUGUCGCUUGUUCGCUUGCGAGUAAACAACAAUUCGCUUUCGGGUACAGUCCCCGCUGGAAUAUGGAGAUUGCCAAACCUUUCAAUAAUUGAUCUUACUUUGAAUCAGUUUGAAGGCCCGGUGACAAAUGACAUUGGAAGUGCUAAUUCACUUGCUCAAAUUUUCCUAGCUAACAAUCGAUUCUCUGGCGAAUUGCCAGCGGCAUUGUCGAAAGCUUCAUCCCUGGUUUCUAUUGGGUUGAGCUCAAAUCAGUUUUCGGGUGAAAUUCCGGCAAAUAUGGGAAAAUUAAAAAGCUUGAAUAGUCUUCAUUUGGAAGGUAACAUGUUCUCUGGUGCCAUACCAGACUCUCUAGGUUCCUGUGCUUCUCUCAAUGACAUAAACCUGGCAGGAAAUUCUCUGUCUGGCGAAAUACCAGCAAGUCUUGGAUCCUUACCGUCUCUGAACUCGUUAAACUUGUCAAAUAACGAGCUUUCCGGUGGAAUCCCAGCGAGUUUAGCAUCCUUGAAACUUAGCCUUCUGGAUCUAUCAAAUAAUAGAUUAACAGGCCGCAUACCGGAUUCUCUGUCUAUUGAAGCAUACAAAGUUAGCUUUUCCGGAAACCCUGGCCUAUGCAGUCAGAGUGUUAGAAAUUUCCCACCUUGUUCAUUUGAUUCCAGAAAGUCCAGCAGCCUCAAAACAUUCAUAUCUUGCUUCAUAUCUGGAACAAUUGUCUUACUUGUCUCACUUGGAUGUUUCCUUUUCAUGAAGUUGCGGGCAAAAGAUCGCGAUGGUUCAGUGAGUGCAACAGUUUCCUGGGAUAUGAAACCGUUCCAUGUAGUAAGUUUCACCGAGCAAGAAAUCAUCAACUCAAUCAAACAGGAGAAUUUAAUCGGCAAAGGAGGGUCUGGGAAUGUGUACAAAGUUGCACUUAAGAAUGGGAAUGUGCUAGCAGUGAAGCACAUAUGGAGGUCCUACUCCACAGAUCAAAAGAACGGUCAAAGCAGCGCAGCAAUGCUCACAAAGCAAAAGGGGCGAUUGCCUGAAUAUGAUGCAGAGGUAGAAACCUUGAGCUCAAUUAGGCAUGUGAACGUUGUGAAGCUAUAUUGCAGCAUCUCUAGCGAGGAUUCAAGCCUGCUUGUGUACGAGUACUUGCCCAAUGGGAGCUUGUGGGAUCGGUUACACACAUGCCAGAAAAUGAAGAUGGGUUGGGAGGUGAGGUACGAUAUUGCAGUUGGGGCUGCAAGGGGAUUAGAAUAUCUGCACCAUGGGUGUGAUAGGCCAGUGAUCCACCGUGACGUCAAGUCGAGUAACAUUUUGCUCGAUGAGCAUUUGAAACCUAAAAUUGCUGAUUUUGGUCUGGCCAAAAUUAUGCAGGCUAAUGGAUGUUGGCACUCAACAGAGAUUAUUGCAGGGACACAUGGGUACAUAGCUCCUGAAUAUGCAUACACAUACAAGGUGAACGAGAAGAGCGAUGUCUAUAGCUUUGGGGUGAUCCUAAUGGAAUUGGUCACAGGGAAAAGGCCAAGCGAGCUAGAAUAUGGAGAGAACAAGGACAUAGUGUUCUGGAUUUGGAGCAAGAUUGGGAGCAAAGAGGAUGUGCUUGACGCGGUGGACUCGGACUUCUCAGAGGCCCAAAAGGAAGAUGCCAUCAAGGUGUUAAGGAUUGCAGUUCAAUGCACAGCCAAGUUCCCAGCCUUAAGACCAUCCAUGAGAAUGGUAGUUCAAAUGCUAGAAGAAGCUGUGCCCUGUAAACUCGCCAAAGUAUCUGUUAAAAUAGAAGGCGAGAAAUAAUCUGAAAAUGUGGCUGCUGGGCUUGGAAAGAAUGGAUACUAAUGCCGAGAUUGGGAGAAUACAACAGUCUAUUUGAUCUCAGUUUAUGAAAUGUGAAGUCAUGCUCAGUAGUUGUGGAGAAAACGCUUCAGGCCAUGCUUUAAAGGUUAGAUGUAUCUCUCUGGAUCUUACCUGAAAAAAGGAAGGUAAGAGUUUCUGUGUAUCAUAUUCUCGACAAAUUUUCCUAGGAAGGCAAUUAAGAUUUGGUGUGGGUUUCAUUUUC